GAGUCAAGCGCGCUUCUUGCAGUCGCGCGCGCGCGCGACACGUUCGGUCAGCUGAGUUCCGCGAGCCGCGCGAGUCGAAAAAGCACGAGGAUUUUAUUUCGAGGCGAUACGAUCCACUAAUCUGCGCUGUGCAAACGCCAAGUAUAUAUCCGAUAUCUAUCCAGCGAAAACUAUCUGCGGCCGACGAGAACGCUCCCGCGAUUAAUCGCCGUUUCGGGAGGGAAUCAGUUUUCAGCGCGAUCUUCGGCUGCUCUCAGAAUGAAGCUCGGCCACACGAUCGACGACUCGCGCGGCAAGCAUCCGGAGCUGACGAACGAGCUGCUGGAGGUCCUGCGAAACUGGGCGAAGGAGCGCGGCCUGUCGCGGAUUCCCGACGAGCAACUGGCGUUGUUCGCGCACAGCUGUUACUUCAACCUGGAUGCCACGAGACGGUGCAUGGACGUUUACUACAGGAUGAGGACCACCGUCCCGGAAUUUUUCAGCGACAGGGACUCGAGGCUCGAGUAUUUGCAGCAUUCACUGAGAGCCUUGGAGUUCACGGCGCUGCCGAGACCGGACCGUAACGGCCAUCGAAUAAUUUUUCACCGGCUGGCGGACACCCGAGCGUCCCAGUACAUGUUCAACGACGGCAUCAAGCUGCUGCUGAUGUCCAUCGACGCGGACCUCUACACGGAGGGCUGCUCGCCGGGAUACGUGUUUCUCUUCGACAUGCACGGCGUGGGUCUCGGCCACUUGACGAGGCUGUCGAUAAACAGUAUCAGGAGAUACUUCGAGUAUAUUCAGGAGGGCAUGCCGGUCAGGCUCAAGGCCAUUCACAUAGUGAACGUGGUCUGGUUCAUGGACAAGAUCCUCGCGCUCAUCAGGCCCUUCAUGAAGCGAGAGCUCUACGACAUGCUUCACCUUUACACCGGUGACGUCUCCGACGUGUAUCCACAUAUACCGCCUGAAUGCCUGCCGAAGGACUUUGGUGGGGAAUUGGAUUGCGUCGCGAGCCUUCACAGUGAGUACACACAUUGUGCAAUGAGAGUGUGCACAGUUAAUUCCUCAAACAUCCGCUUGGUAAGACGCUUCACCUCACUCGCGUCUGGCGUAUGUCUGCAUCUCAAUUGAUAUUUUAUCGAACUUACUGAAGCAAAGAACGCAGCAUUUUUUCAAUAAAUCGCAUUGCACGAAGCUGGACCAGUUGCGGGACUAUUUUGCCGAGGAGGAAGAUCUGUUUCGCAAUUAUGCACCCAACAAAGCGAGAGUAUCGAACGGUCAACGAAUUACGCAAGAUGCUGCCAAUGAUUCGGGGAG
Harpegnathos saltator (Jerdon's jumping ant) is the source of this 1296-nucleotide messenger RNA. RefSeq names its product alpha-tocopherol transfer protein-like. Gene Ontology annotation, cellular component: membrane. Gene Ontology annotation, molecular function: phosphatidylinositol bisphosphate binding. The transcript has 5 exons. The record is from RefSeq and is a predicted model, not a curated record. Lineage: Eukaryota; Metazoa; Arthropoda; Insecta; Hymenoptera; Formicidae. Bases 259 to 1110 code for a protein of 283 amino acids.